AUGAAGCCUGGUAUUGGCAUCAGCGUUGGCGGAAGCACCGCCGUUGUCGCAGUGUGCUCGGAUAACCGAGCCGAUGUCGUGGCAAACGCUGCUGGUCAGCGUGGCACACCCUGUAUUGUGUCCUUCCACGACAACGAAGAGCUCGUCGGCGCUCCCGCAAAGCAGCGUAUGGUGCGCAACUUCAGAUCAACCAUCGUCAGACCAUCCACCUUCCUCGGCAGGAAAUUCAGCGACGCAGCCACCCAAGAACUGUGCAAGGAGCUCAAGUAUGCACCCAUCGUGGAGAGCAAGGACGGAGCCGUUGGCUUUCAGAUUGGCGAGUCCAAGGUCUACGAGUGCACCGAGAUUGUUUCCCACAUCCUCAAGGAGGCAAAGGCCACGGCGCAGACACAGGUGCAAGAUCUGCCUGGUGUCGUCAUUACCGUUCCGCUUGACGCAACAGAGGCGUGGAAGACUGACAUGCGGCGCGCGUGCAAGCUCGCUGGGCUGCAUGUGUCGCGGUUCAUCUCUGAGCCCGCGGCGGCGCUGAUGGCGUACGACAUUGAGCAGGACCCGGAGAGCCACAGCCACGUCGCCUCCCUCAACCUCGUCAUUGACGUCGGCGGUUCACGGACGACGAUGGCUGUUGUGCAGUCGACUGCUGGCCUUUUUGAGGUACUGGACUCCCGGUCCACACGCGACGUUUCUGGCGACAAAUACGAUGACGUCACCGUCUCCAUCCUCGCAAACGAGUUCAAGAAGAAAACGCGCAUGGACGUGACUGACGAGAAGCGUUCCAUGCUGAAGCUGAAAACCGCCGCCGAUACAGUGAAAAAAACGCUCUCGGUCACAGAGACGGCCAUUGCGUCCGUCGAGUCGCUCUUUGAAGGAAUGGAUCUCCACUGCUCCGUGCAGCGUGCGCGGUUUGAGGGCCUCUCUGGCGCCAUCACCCGCAAGUUUGUUGGCAUGAUCGACGAGCUGCUGAAGUCGUGCGGCAUCACCGCCAAUGACAUCACAACGGUGCUGCUUCAUGGCGGCUGCUCGCAACUGCUGACCAUCCGCCGCGCCGUGGAGAGCAAGUUCCCCGAUCGCGUGCGCACACACAUCCCCGGCAGCGACGUGGUGGCGAUUGGGGCCGCAAAGGAAGGCUUUGCUGUUGCGCUUCGCCACAGCCACGCCAACACACGGGAGGACAGUCUCACGGACGCGUGCACACUUGAGGCCGACGGACUGGCAAAGGCCAUCGCCGUCAUGAUGGGCCCAACGCAACACAAGGUGCUGCUGCCCAAGGGAACACCGGUUCCAAUCCGUGCAACAUUCCCGCUCGCCUGCCAACCGGGCGCUACCUCCAUGCACGUGGUGCUGGGCGAGGUUGAUGGUGACGCCGUGAAGGAGGUUGCUCGCUUCGGGCUCAAGGACCUCGAUGCAUCCAAGGAGGGUGCGGCCCACACUAAACUCACCAUCGUCGUUACAAAGGAGGGAGGAAUGCUUGCAACGCUGGCUGAUGUGAACAACAAGGCGAACGUGGCAUCCAUUGUUGCAAAGAAGCAGGAGGCACAAUAG
Salpingoeca rosetta is the source of this 1542-nucleotide messenger RNA. RefSeq lists its product as uncharacterized. Gene Ontology annotation, biological process: protein folding. The transcript is spliced from 13 exons. The record is from RefSeq and is a predicted model, not a curated record. Gene Ontology annotation, molecular function: ATP-dependent protein folding chaperone; ATP binding. Bases 1 to 1542 code for a protein of 513 amino acids. Lineage: Eukaryota; Choanoflagellata; Craspedida; Salpingoecidae. Gene Ontology annotation, cellular component: nucleus; cytosol.